AGCGGUCAGACCCCAUGGAGAACAGACCGAAUCAUGUGCCAGCAGCAACACUUUCCGAACGACAACCUGGGACACACACACACACACACACGCACAUAGAAAGACAGAGACAGAGAGAGAGAGUUUCGUAACUUUGGGAAGUUUUGUGGAGCCAUCGAUAAGUGGACUUGUCGUGUUUUUUAGAGCCUGGUGUCAGAAACACAGCGGAGGGCUGAUCGUCGCCUGCGUCACUUUUUCACCGGAGUUGCCUAAUUGAGUGUCUCACUGAGAGGCAGCCUUUGCCGUUCAGCAAGGCAGCUGUGAAACUAUCGUCUCUCGUCUUGGAAUAGAACUGUAUACUCCAUCUGAGAAGAGCUUGGCCUUUGCAGCCAUGCUGAUGUAUGACUACCCUCUAAAGACAGACAUGGAGACGUCAUUCUACUCUUCGUUAGUGAAAACCCCGGAGCAAUACGGAGUGAUCUUCUCCCAUCCCGCCCACCUCUUCCACUCCACGCACAUGCACGCCUUCACCCAGUCCCAAUCCCCUAGCAACCUCACACACACCCAGCUGGAGCCUGUGGACCUGUCAGUCAGCAAGCGUUCGUCCUCCACUUCUUCUUCCUCCUCCCCUCCCUGCUCCUCUGCCUCCUCCCCGGCCUCCUCACACAGCUCCCCGCCUUCCCCCUACAGCUCGGCUCCCCGCCCCUCCCCCCGCUGCUCCCCCCCACAUUCCCAGCUGCGCUCCUCGCCCCCUACUUCCUCACUUUCUUACUCCACCAUGGUGGCUCCCAUGAUCGGCUCAGGAGCCGGAGUCAUCCAGGGGUCAGGGGUCAUGAUGUCUCCAGUCAUGUUGCCUCUGUCUGUCCUCUACCCUUCGUCUCUCCACCUGCAUCAGUCCAUUAUGGUGAGCCCACCUGUCGCCAAUGAUGACGACCAUCAUCGAAGCAGGGAGCUCUACCCAGUUCACUGUGGUGACACCCAUGACCUGCACAAGCCGGUCAAAACAGAGCCUCGCCCUGAGCUUGCUCAUGACAGGCACAGCAGCCACGAGAUGAAAUCAUCAGUCGUCAGAAUACCACACGAAUACGGGUGUAACAACCCAUCAGUAAUAGUUCAUUCGGGCGCAAAGCAUCCUCUCCCUGCCGAGUCUCCCGACACACUGAAAAAGCGGCGAAUUCACCGCUGCGACUUCAAUGGCUGCAACAAAGUGUAUACCAAGAGCUCCCACCUCAAAGCACACCGCAGGACACACACCGGUGAGAAACCCUACAAGUGCAUGUGGGAAGGCUGCACAUGGAAGUUUGCCCGUUCAGAUGAGCUGACGAGACACUUCCGCAAGCACACAGGAGUCAAACCGUUCCAGUGCCCCGACUGUGAACGCAGCUUCUCCCGGUCCGACCACCUGGCUUUGCACAAGAAACGCCACCUCCUGGUAUGAAACCCUCUGAAACCAGGCAGCUUAAAAGAAACUUGGUGGUGGUUUCAACGUUGGACUGUACCACUAAGACCUAAUGGGGGAUUUUAAAGAGUUUGCCUUAAAUGUUGGACUCCAUCGUGGAAUGGGGAAAUGUUCCUCAGGGUGCAAGUUUAGACUCUUUCUUCACUUUAGCUUGAAAGUGAGCUGGUAUCAGCCUACUUGUCAUCUAACCCUCACACCUUCCUGUUUGAAAUUUUAUCAUCAGCUCAUUUUGACAUGAUGUUGUACUAGACCUCUGACCAGCUGAAGGUCCAGACGCUU
Molecule: messenger RNA, 1717 nt
Organism: Etheostoma cragini (Arkansas darter)
Lineage: Eukaryota; Metazoa; Chordata; Actinopteri; Perciformes; Percidae
Gene: klf3
Product: Kruppel-like factor 3 (basic)
Exons: 6
Coding region: 371-1417 (348 amino acids)
Biological process (GO): regulation of transcription by RNA polymerase II
Molecular function (GO): RNA polymerase II cis-regulatory region sequence-specific DNA binding; DNA-binding transcription factor activity, RNA polymerase II-specific
Source: RefSeq, a predicted model, not a curated record